CUCUGCAAGGAGAGCAGAAGUCCUCAUCCUCCUGGCCAACUCUUUCUAAGGAUGUGAGAUGAGAGGCAAGGAGAGGAAAGAUGGUACAAAAUGCAUCACUUCCAAGAAACUGCUGCAGCAAGGAGGACUUGGAAGCUGAGGCUCCCAGGGCUGCUCUGCUGGUGGCUGCUCUGUCCAGCGUGCUGAUCCUCACCACAGUGGUGGACAUCUUGGGGAGCUUGCUGGUCAUCAUCUCUGUCCUGAAGAACAGAAAGCUGAGGAACUCAGGUAAUGCCUUCGUGGUAAGCUUGGCGUUUGCAGAUCUUGUUGUUGCCCUUUACCCCUUCCCAUUGGUGCUUGUGGCAAUUUUUAAAAAUGGAUGGGUCCUUGGGGACACGCACUGCAAAGUGAGUGGAUUUGUGAUGGGCCUAAGUGUUAUCGGAUCUAUCUUCAACAUCACCGGGAUUGCCAUCAACAGAUAUUGCUACAUCUGCCAUAGCUUUGUUUACGAUAAGCUCUUCAGUGCGUUGAAUACAAUGCUAUACGUCUGUCUGAUAUGGGUUCUGACGGUUUUGGCAACUGUUCCAAACUUUUUCAUCGGCUCGCUGGAGUACGACCCCCGGAUUUAUUCGUGCACUUUUGUUCAAACCGCAAGCUCGUCUUAUACCAUCACAGUAGUCGUCAUCCAUUUCAUUGUGCCAAUCACUGUGGUGACGUUCUGCUACCUUCGUAUCUGGAUUUUGGUGAUACAAGUAAGACGAAAAGUGAAAUCCGAGACCAAACCGAGGAUGAAACCAAGUGAUUUCCGAAACUUUCUCACAAUGUUUGUUGUAUUUGUGAUUUUUGCCUUUUGUUGGGCGCCGCUGAACCUCAUAGGCUUGGCGGUGGCUAUUAAUCCAUCCAAAAUUGGUCCCAAAAUCCCGGAGUGGCUCUUUGUAGUCAGUUACUUUAUGGCCUAUUUUAACAGUUGCCUUAACGCGGUCAUAUACGGCCUACUUAAUCAAAAUUUCCGUAAGGAAUAUAAACAGAUUCUGAUGUCCCUGUGGAUGCCGCGACUCUUCUUUCAGGAACUAUCAAAAGGAGGCACCGAGUGUCCGAAAAGUAAGCCUUCUCCAGCUUUAAAUAACAACGACCAAGUGAAAACAGACACGGUCUAAACCCACCGUGAAUGAACGCUCAGCAUGCCACAAACACCCCCCCCCUUUCAUCCAUUCAUAGUACUUUCCAACCACGUGGUGCUUAUUUUACAGAGUAAAUAAAAAUAUUUUGAAGAAAAAUGCAUUCAAUAAUAAAAAAAAAUUAUAUCCUCGAGGGGAAAAUGAAUGUGUCAUAGUUUAUUCUGCUUAAUUUUUUAUAUAAAAUGUUCCAUGUGUUCAAAAAAACCUAAAGAUUUUAAUGAUUUAUUAUAAGAAAAUGGAUUGUUUUAACUUAUAUUUUUACAUUACAAAAAAAAAUGUACUUUGAUUGUAUUAAUCAAAUAAUAGUAAGCUUCCUUUGCAAAUAGUAUACCCGAAGAAUGAUACAGCGAGAACAAGUCCAGGUUUAAUUCACAUGCUCACACGUGACAGAUGAACGUAAUCUGCCACAUAUU
Molecule: messenger RNA, 1570 nt
Organism: Spea bombifrons (plains spadefoot toad)
Lineage: Eukaryota; Metazoa; Chordata; Amphibia; Anura; Pelobatidae
Gene: MTNR1B
Product: melatonin receptor 1B
Exons: 2
Coding region: 81-1136 (351 amino acids)
Biological process (GO): G protein-coupled receptor signaling pathway
Cellular component (GO): membrane
Molecular function (GO): melatonin receptor activity
Source: RefSeq, a predicted model, not a curated record